Messenger RNA from Dentiscutata heterogama, 1476 nucleotides. The record is from the annotation of a GenBank genome assembly. Lineage: Eukaryota; Fungi; Glomeromycota; Glomeromycetes; Diversisporales; Gigasporaceae.
AUGCAAAAGGCAAAAGAUUUUAUUGUAGACAAUAAAAAUAUUGUAGCUAUCGGAGCAAUUACUAUUGGUGGUCUUGUAUUUACUCCAAUAGCAAUUGUGGGCAUUGUACAAGCGAUUGGAUUCGGCGCAGGUGGCAUCGCAGCCGGAUCAUUUGCAGCAUGGCUGAUGUCGUUGCAAGGUGGUGCAACUGCUGCAGGUAGCCUUGUAGCUAUUCUACAAUCAGUUGGUGCGGCAGGACUAACUGCAGGAGCAACUAUCGGAUCGGGAGCAGCAGGUGCCUCAGUUAUGGGUAUUUUGGGAAAAUUGUUUAUGGACAAAUUGGAUGCUAAUCCAGAGGGACAAGCUCAAUUAGAAGAAUACGUCAAGAUCUAUGACGGAGAUAAUAACGAAAGUAGUGAAGAAGGUUCAUCUGGAUUGGUUUUUGAAAUACGUGAUAAACUCCUUACUGAAGAUAAGGCAUUUGACAAUUUUCUUGAAAUAUUCACUUCAACAAAGCUAGCCAAUAAGACAAAACAGUUCAAAUUUCUUGUGGAUAAAGCAGAAGAUUAUAACGUAAUUAUCCAAGCUGGAGAUCCAACAAAUCAUAAAGAAUUUAAAGCUCAUUCUGUAUUGCUUCGUGCUCGUUGUGGAUAUUUUAGAUCAGCCUUAUCGAAUGAUUGGCCAAGAAAAUCUGGUGAUAUUAUAGUAUUCAGAAAACCAAAUAUUCCUUCUGGAAUCUUUGAAAUAAUAUUAAAUGAUGAAUUACAACUUCCAAUUUUAAUCUCACAUGCUCAAGAUUAUUUAAUCAAAACUCAAACUGAAUGGAUAAAUCAAACUUUAGUACCAAUUCUUCAUAUAGUAUGUCAUCAUGGUACUUUUGGAAAACUUCGUGAUUAUACUUUAAAAACUGUUUGUGCAAAAUUACUUCCUUCUUCAGUUGAAGAACAAAUUCUUCAAUUUUAUUUAGAUCCUGAUAGUAGAGUACAUAAUGUAUUUUUACCUAGAAACAUUUCUUCUGAACCAAUUGAUUCUGUUCUUAUUGAUGAUUCUAGUCAAAUUGUUGGUGGAUAUAAUCCGAUUAAAUGGAAUUUUUCAAAUUUUUCGGAAAAUUCUCACGGUGCAUCUGUCGGUACUCAUAGGUCUUUCAAGAAGUUUGGCUCGACUUUGGAUUCAUUUAUAUUUUCAUUUAACGAUACACAUAAUCCGACAACGGCAACUUUAUCAAGAAUAAACGAAUCAUUGGAUGAUGAAGCUAUUUAUUUUUCGCAUAGUUAUGGCCCAUGCUUUGGUCAAAACGAUUUGCAUAUGGUAGAUCAAAGUUGGAAUUGUCGAAAGACAAGUUAUAGUAAUGAAAUCUUGACAGGCAAAUCGAAUUUUAUUGCUGAAGAUUAUGAGGUAUUUCAGAUUGUAGAAAACGAUGGAUUGAAAGAGAAAAAAACAGAGGUUCUAGAAGAACGUCAGAUGUUUAUUCAUAGUUUUGAUGGGUAUAUUAGAUGA